AUGAUCCGACGCACCUUCUCCCGUAUUACGCGCAUGAACUUCCAAAUACUCUAUGGGGCCUACGUCAGACCGCUCCUGGAGUACGCUAACCAAGUUUUCUACUCAGGACGUACGAAAGACUUUACCCUCAUUGAGCGUGUCCAGCGGGCCGCCACUAGAAUGGUUGCCGGCCUCAAAUCCGUGGACUACGAAACGCGUCUCGCGACGCUUGAUCUCUUUCCCCUGGAGUACCGUCGCCUCCGAGGGGACCUAAUUCUUACCUACGCCCUGUUUGAACAAAGCUUGGCAAACAGGUUUUUUACCGUUGACCCAGCAAACACCCGGCGGGGACAUAGUGUUUCUGAGACGUUAGGAGAUGGCGAAGUUUACAUGGAGGACGAUCUCAAUGAAGCUGAUCCCGCCGCCAUGGACACAGAUCCCUUGUUGAACGUAUCCACCCCCUCCCACCGUGCAUUGGCUGUGUGCUUCGUCGGGCUUGUUGGCCUAACCACUUUCUAUUCCACUUUGCCCGCCUUCCCUGAGUCUCCUCAUGCGAUGCCUUAUCCCUCCUCACGUCGUUUGCUUGUAUUCACACCCUCGGAAGCUCCAGAAACCGUGGCCACUCACUCGUCGUAUCAGGAGGAUUGGCACCCCCCAUUCUUGCCCGGGGCCAACGCUAAGAUCGGCUACAUGCUCGGCUGGAUCUCGUCACUUAUGUAUUUCGGUUCGAGGUUUCCGCAAAUUUUUAAAAACUGGAGACGCAGAUCGACAGAAGGUCUUUGUCCGGCGCUGUUUUUUGCAUCCAUUUUAGGUAAUACCUCGUACGGCUUACAGAUUUUCAUCACCUCAACUGAGCCCAUCUUUCUGCUUCAAGCCCUCCCCUGGCUUGUUGGAAGCGUCGGCGUAUUGGCGCUUGACUUGACUGCCACUUUGGACAAACAUGAAGCAUGUGAGAAUUGGCGAGCAAAAGACCGUUUGAGAUCCUCUCUGUUGGCCAUAUUUCCCUGUGCUCUAUUGGGCAAGAUAGUCACAGUGACACUUUUGGACGAGACUCGAGUGACUGGACGUCUGAGCUCAUGUGAUGGCAUGAUGAAUCUGGUUCUCGAUGGUGGAGUGAAUAUCAGGCGGCGAUGUGCGAACUCUGACGAUGAAAUUAUCCGAAUAAAGGAGAUCACCAUCUUUGGCAAACGCAUCCGUUACGUGACUAUCCCCGACACGGUUGAUGUACAGCGUUCGCUGGAGAAGUGGGACUUCGAGACGAUUUCGUCUACCAUCACCUUAGAUCACUCCAAACGGAUGGUGGGGCGACCAAUGCGAGCCAGAGACCGAUGUGCCGCUCUGCGGUCUCGAACUGAGACCGUGUCAACUAAGGUAAACGAGAACAAGCCCGUUUCGGAGGCCAACAACAAAGCGUCUGGUCCUCUGACGAAGGAUCAGUCCCUACAGCUGGAUGAACGACAACAUCGCUCAGUGCUACUCCCACCGAAUUUCGCCCAUGAGACUGUUCCUUAGAACGACCACCAGCCACACCCACCACUUCAAAGUGAUAGGAGAUAUUUUUGUAUUUAAAUCUUGGCUUUUCGGUUUUUCGCUUCUUUCCUUCAGAUUUUGUGGGCGAAAACCAUCAGCACUUCCUAAGCCUGAAGAGCUUCAUUUUGUCCUUAG
Opisthorchis viverrini is the source of this 1644-nucleotide messenger RNA. RefSeq lists its product as hypothetical. Lineage: Eukaryota; Metazoa; Platyhelminthes; Trematoda; Opisthorchiida; Opisthorchiidae. The record is from RefSeq and is a predicted model, not a curated record. Bases 1 to 1491 code for a protein of 496 amino acids. Gene Ontology annotation, molecular function: RNA binding. The transcript is spliced from 6 exons.